Molecule: messenger RNA, 577 nt
Organism: Carica papaya (papaya)
Lineage: Eukaryota; Viridiplantae; Streptophyta; Magnoliopsida; Brassicales; Caricaceae
Product: signal peptidase complex subunit 1-like
Biological process (GO): protein targeting to ER
Cellular component (GO): signal peptidase complex; membrane
Source: RefSeq, a predicted model, not a curated record
UCUCCUCUUUUCGGUCUCGUACGCUCAGAAUCGAGGGCUUACUUAUUUUCCUCUUCGUCGAUACUGUUCCGCAGGCACCUAGAGACAUCUGCGACUCGAUUUCAUCUUCUUUCAAGCAGAGGAUGGACUGGCAAGGGCAGAAGUUAGCAGAGCAGCUGAUGCAGAUAAUGCUGCUGGUGUUUGGUGUGGUUGCAUUUGCAGCCGGAUUUAUACUGGGAUCAUUUCAGACAAUGAUGAUCAUUUAUGCUGGUGGCGUAGUCCUCACGACUCUUGUAACCGUACCCAAUUGGCCUUUUUUCAAUUGCCACCCGCUCAAAUGGUUAGAUCCUAGCGAAGUCGAGAAGCACCCUAAGCCACAACCAGCAGUUAGUGCCAAGAAAAAACUCUCAAAAAAGUAGGUUAUUCUCCAUUGAUCACGGUGUUAGCUUUUCUGGCUAGAUUGAAUGGGCCUGCAUCUUUUCUAUUAAUGAAUUUUACAACAUACUUGCAUUUCAUAAAUCAUAAACAUCCUAAUGCCUAGCACUACCAAUAUGAUUUUACGAUUUAUGAUUCGAAUAUAAUUCUCUGGUUUGAUUAA